This is a messenger RNA of Meloidogyne enterolobii, 1402 nucleotides long. The record is from the annotation of a GenBank genome assembly. Lineage: Eukaryota; Metazoa; Nematoda; Chromadorea; Rhabditida; Meloidogynidae.
UAGUGUGUUAUUUUAAUCAGGUGCAUUUUGGCGAAAUUGAUGAAAAUAGAAUUGGCUUUAUGUAUUUUAGUUUAUUCAAUCAAUUUUUUAGUUUUUUUUGUUUUUUUUUGCAAUCUAUUAAGCUUUUUUACUUUUUAUUGGUAAAUCUUUUGUAUUAUCUUUUGUCUUUAUCUCUAUUUUAAUCAAACGGUUCCAACCAUUUCGUCGAGUUAUUUUUUUUUAUUUUUUUACCUUAAUUAUUUUGAACAUCUUCUAUUUGAUUUAUUUCAGUUACUUUUAUUGAAAAUAUAGUUAUCUCCUCAAUUUACUUUUUAAAUCGUUUAUUUGGAUGGAAACUAGUAAUUCAUCGUUAAAGUGCACUAGCACUUCAAGUAAUGUGAAUAUGUCGAAAACCGUUAGCUUUGCUUCACCGAAUAGUCCUCAAAUACAGUCUAAUACGCCAUCUGACUCGGCCUCAAAUGACGGAGUUCCCAAAUGUCCAGGUUGUGAACAAUUGAAGAAGGAACUUAAAGUUACGAAAGAAACGUGGAAGAAUCAUUGCAGAUCCGAAGUGUUGAAAGCUACUAAAAGGGUUGGGGAUCGUUAUGAAGCCGAGAAGAAGAAUAAUAUUUUAUUGACAAAUAAAAUAACUGAGCUUUCUAAUGAUAUUAAAGUAAAGCAAAAAUUAUGUUGUGACGCCAAUUUAAAUGACGUCACUUGUCAAACUGACCUUUCUGGAGAUAAUGCAACAAAUAUAAUCGCUCAUAUUGAGGAAGUCGUCAGUAAAAAAGCUCAAUUAAAUGCUGCAAUUGCUCGUCUUUUGGAAGUUGCCAAGCCAUCAAACUCUCCUGCUUCUGUUCCAAAUGACAUUCAUUUUAUUGGCGAAAAUUUUCAGAACUCUACUUGCUCGAAGCGUAGAUUAGAAAGAUGUGACACUUUAUCUCCUCCGUCAUGGGAACAAAAUGAUGAUACUGUUACUUGUAAUGGUGCUUAUGAUUCUGACAUUGAAUUUCUGGAAGAAACUUAUCCUCAAGGACCAAAGGCUUUUACUCCCGAGAAGAAUGAUGGUGGUGGUUUGUUUCAGCCGAAUUCGGUUAAAUCGCAUAGAUCUCGAAAGCGUCGUCUUUUAUCUGGGAAAGAAAAUGAAGUUCAUCUUAAUGGCGAUGCUGAGAUUCCGAUUUUAUUGAAUAACACUACCGACGUUAACAGUGAAAGUUCAAAUACUCAUCGUAUGAUUGUAGCUUUCAACGAAUUUCUUCAAGAAUUUGGGUGCGAUCCGUCAAAAACUUCUUUGGAUCUUGUAACUGAAUUUCUUACAAAAGAGUCUUUGUCAUCUAAUUUUGAUUCUAUGGAUGUUGACUGUAUUAAGGAUGUUCUCAAGGAAUAUGCUGACGAUUAUAUAGAUAAGUUGAGGAAGAAUUAG